Coregonus sp. 'balchen' is the source of this 4087-nucleotide messenger RNA. The record is from the annotation of a GenBank genome assembly. Lineage: Eukaryota; Metazoa; Chordata; Actinopteri; Salmoniformes; Salmonidae.
CGCACGACAUCGGUGCGGUAGACUGCAGCGAAGCGAUUGGGCGAGAGAAGUAAACUGUAUUGUACAGUACAGAAAAAUACACCAGGCAACAACAAUAUCAAGGUGGAAAGAAACCAGAAUAGAAGCUUUACCUGUCAAAAGUCUUCGGGUAAGAACAUUUUAUUAUAUUCUGUUUUUUAAGUUAUCAAAUUGUUUCGUAUUGUCGCCAAGUUUUCCAAUGUCUCUAGCUAGAAUUGAUACAACAAUCGCGAAGAACACCCGAUACAACAGUAGCAUUUAAGCUAAUUUGGGUGUGUUUAGUAACAAGUUGUCAAUGUCGGUGUUAUCACAUUAGGCCCCGCUUCUCCCCGCGGUAAACAUAACUUUAUAUUGCGGUAUCUGGUAACGUUGCUACCAAUGACUGUGGAUAUGCUACCUUUGGACCAAGGCGCUGGAGAGAAUAGAGCAAGAACAAGAAGUUGUGUCUGUGUGUUUUAUAGCUAAACAAAUAAAGUUUAUUGGGCCAUCGACAGGGAAAUGUUAUUCAAACCUGAAACGAGACAAUGUGUUUGAGGUUUGAAUUAUUGUGUUUUAGUCACAAUACGUUUUAAAACAUUAAUAACGUGUUUGGUUGCAUCAUUUGUUAUUACUAUGUUAUUCUGAUAUAAUUAGGCUAAAUGACUGCCCAUGUAGGCUAGAUAGUGUUUUUCCAAGACAGUCUAUUCCUGUGUGUGUGUGUGUGUGUGUGUGUGUGUGUGAGGGUGAAAUCAAGGUUAAAGGUUUGUCUCAUUCAUUCAGUGUGUGACUGGCUGGGAUUUGAACUAACGGAGUUAGCCCCCUGAGUUAACCUGGACUCAGGGGCAGACCUAACAGAGUAAACAUAAAUCCGGGACACUCCAAUUAUACUGAAUAAAAAUAUAAACGCAACAUGCAACAAUUUCAACAAAUUUACAGAGUUACAGUUCAUAUAAGGAAAUCAGUCAAGUGAAAUAAAUUCAUUAGGCCCUAAUCUAUGGAUUUCACAACUGGGCAGGGGCGCAGCCAUGGGUGGGCCUGGAAGGGCAUAGCCCACCAACUGGGGAGCCAGGCACAGCCAAUCAGAAUGAGUUUUUCCCCACAAAAGGGCUUUCUUACAGACAGUAACACUCCUCAGUUUCAUCAGCUGUCCGGGAGGCUGGUCUCAGACAAUCCCGCAGGUAAAGAAGCCGGAUGUGGAGGUCCUGGGCUGGCCUGGUUACACGUGGUCUGUGGUUUUGAGGUCGGUUGGACGUACUGCCAAAUUCUCUAAACCGAUGUUGGAGGCGGCUUAUAGUAGAGAAAUGAAUAUUACAUUCUCUGGCAACAGCUCUGGUGGAUAUUCCUGCAGUCAGCGUGCCAAUUGCUAACUCCCUCAAAACUUGAGACAUCUGUGGCAUUGUGUUGUGUGACAAAACUGCACAUUUUAGAGUGGCCUUUUAUUGUCCCCAGCACAGGGUGCACCUGUGUAAUGAUCAUGCUCUUUAAUCAGCUUCUUGAUAUGCCACACCUGUCAGGUGAAUGGAUUAUCUUGGCAAAGGAGAAAUGCUCACUAACAGGGAUGUAAACAAAUUUGUGUACAACAUUUGAGAGAAAUAAGCCUUUUGUGUGUAUGGAACAUUUCUGGGAUAUUUUAUUUCAGCUCAUGAAACAUGGGACCAACACUUUACAUGUUGCGUUUAUAUUUUUGUUCAGUAUAGUAUGAUAUGUUACGUUUCUUAUGGUAUGUAUUAAUUUGUGGAUGUCCAUCACUCAUUUCAUAUGGUAUGUUACAAAUUACAAUUUGUUUGAUUGUUUUACGAAUUGCAGUUCGUACAAUACGUUAUGAAUUUGAAAAAUGUAUUAUGUUACAAAUUACAAUUUGUUGUGGCCAAUGUUAGCUAGGUGGCUAAUGCUAACGUUAGCUAGGUGGCUAACGUUAGCUAGGUUAGGGGUUAAGGUUAGGGGAAGGGUUAGCUAACAUGCUAAGUAGUUGCAAAGUAUCUAAAAAGUAGUUGCAAAUUAGCUAAAAUGCUAAAGUUGUCCUUAAUGAGAUUUGAACAGGCAACCUUUGGGUUGCUAGACUUUCCCGUUAUAUGGCCACCCUGAUCACCACCUUACUUUAGUUUUUGCCUUAACCAUACCAAACGUAACAUAUCAUACUAAAUUGAGUGUCCCGGAUUUACAUUUACUAUGUUGCAUCUAGUCUAUGAGACUAGGCUGAGUUAUCUCGAUUCAGGGUCUACUGUCAAGUGCAUUUGUGUAAUAAUGCUCUCUCUCUCUCUGCCUCUCGCCUUCUAUCUCUCUUUCCCUCCCUCUCUCCGCUCUCUCUCUCUCUGCCUCUCUUUCUAUCUAGGCUAUUUCUUUUUGUCUCUGUCUUCUAUGGUCCUGUCUAUCUAUCUAUCUCUCCCCCCAAUCUCUGGUCCUCUCUCUCUCUUAUUUCCCCCGUCUUUCCCAUUCCCUCCAUCUCUUCCCCCUCUCUCCUUCCCUCCUAUUUCUCUCCCUCUCCCCCCUCUUUCUCUCUCAACCUCUGUCUCUCUCUUUUCCCUCUCGCUCAUUCCUCUUUCUCGUUUCCUCUCUCUCUCUAGAUGUCACCAUUGCUCAGAUGUUCACUAUAUCAGACUGCAAAUCAGAACCCUCAGAGGUAGGAGAAACAGAAAAGGACAAAUCAGCUGCAGGACAGGGAAUGACUGGAGGCCCACUAGGCCACACCCUCACUGUACCUGAGAUGAGACUGGCAGGUGAGAUGCCACUAUCGGUCUUACUAGGUUCAUGUUCAAUAGGCAUCAAACGAAAGAAAACAGACUGAAACAGGGAGAGACUAGCUGGACUUGUCCAAUAAGAAACGCUGAUAGUCAGCCACCUUGGCCUUUCAUAAUGAACCUCAAUAACAAUCUACUGUCUUGUUGCUAUGGCUAUCCUCCCUUUCUCGAUCCUGCCUCUCUACCCUCUCUUUCACUACCUCUCUGCUUAGCACUCAGCAAAAAGGAGAUAGAUUGGGGUUAAGGCCCUGCGAUAGAGUAGCAUCCUGUCCAGUAGGUGUACUUGUACAUCAAGCUGCCUCACGCUACACAAACAGGAGAUAGGCUCCUACCCUAUGGGCUGUUCUGGCUCAGACGGACAAGGCUUACAUACCUCUCGCUCCACUCCCCCUAUUCUCUCUCUCCUGUAGGAGAGGGUCGGUUGAGGUUGAAUUCAGAGUCCCAGGCCUUCUCUACGUCCCGUGGGAAGAGGAAUGGGGAGCUCCAGGGAAGGGGGCCAGGGGUGGACGGCAUUCCCACAGAUGGAGCACCUUUUCGGGUUCGCUCCCAGUCGGCCCCCCCUGCCCUCUGGGCGGCUAAGAGAUACGGACGGCAGCUCCGACGAAUGAGUGACGAGUUUGAUACGUGGCUGGAUAAAGGGGUGAGGAGAGGUUGCUGAGGGACAGAGGGUUGAAGGGGUGAGAAGGGUUAGGGGGAGAGAGGGGGGCAGGAAGGAGGUUAGAGAGGGGGGCAGGAAGGGGUGAGAGGACUGGCUAGGGGAGAGAGGGGGGAGGAAGGGGGGAGGAGGGGCUAUGGGGGACAGCGAAGGAGGGGGAUAGAUGUGAUGCUUUAAUCUUGUGUCAAAAACAUUUCAAUUACUAGAACCCCAAAAUAACCUGCUUACUUUCUUUCUUUCUUUUUCUCCCUCGCCUACCCAUACCCUUUAACCAUACCCUCUAUCUCAUAACCCCUGAUCCUUAACCUCUAACCCCUGACCUCUAUAGGAGAUGAAGCAGUUGAAGAGUGUUGGAGCAGCCAAACAGAUGACACAGUCCCCCAGCUGGUGGGCCUACCUGUUCAGUCAUCAGGAGACAGAGACAGAACACAGCCCUAACCUGACCGCUCCCGAACCACGAUAAUCUGGGUAGAGACAGACGGAUGGAGGGAGAGGAAGGAGAGAGAGAGAGAGAGAGAGAGAGAGAGAGAGAGAGAGAGAGAGAGAGAGAGAGAGAGAGAGAGAGAGAGAGAGAGCAGGUGGGCCUACCUGUUUGGACAGCAGGAGACAGAGACAGAACACAGCUCUAACCUGACUGCUACUGAACCAUGGUCAUCAGAAUAGAGAGAGUGAUGGAGGGAAGAGGAAGGAGAGAGAG